Molecule: messenger RNA, 2264 nt
Organism: Thunnus maccoyii (southern bluefin tuna)
Lineage: Eukaryota; Metazoa; Chordata; Actinopteri; Scombriformes; Scombridae
Gene: ctsf
Product: cathepsin F
Exons: 14
Coding region: 184-1608 (474 amino acids)
Cellular component (GO): lysosome
Molecular function (GO): cysteine-type endopeptidase activity; cysteine-type endopeptidase inhibitor activity
Source: RefSeq, a predicted model, not a curated record
UCUUUAUUAUUAGUCUCCUCCCACAGGCUCAUCCCAGUUUUGUUUGGCAACAACACUGUUUACCUCUUGUAUAACCAUUGCAGAGGUAACUUGAUAUCGAUUUUUCUGGGAGAAAAACAAACAUCCCUCUUUUUAACUGAGCGCAGACAGGACACCGGUCCCUUUUUCUUUGUGAAGCACAACAUGGUGCUCAGAUAUCGUCCGGUAAUCCUGGGGCUGCUGGCCUUGGCCGCCUGUCUGAGCUCUGUGCUGGGGCUAGGUGAGGACCUGGACCGGCCUCUGUUCGGGCCUCCCGGCUCUCCUAUCCGACUGCAAGAGUCCGACCCAGGCCUGCAGAAGGCUCUGCAGUUCGCCGAGGAGCGCUACAACCGGGGCUCCAACGCCAUGCACCUCCGCAGAGUGAGCCGGAUCGUCUCCGCCAGCAAACAGCUGGUUAAAGGGAUCCGCUACACUAUAACAGUGGAACUGAGUAACACUCAAUGUAAGAAAAGCACCAUGCUCAGGACAUGUGACUUCUAUCCCGAAGCACACAAACUCAAGACGGAGGUGUGUCUGUUCGAAGUGUGGGACGUUCCCUGGCAGGGCACUUCAACUCUGCUUAAACAAAAGUGCCAACCUAAAGCCGAACCUCAAGUCGAAGAGACCAACAAGGUCGAGGAUCCAUCCACCAGCGAGCCUCUGGAGGAGUCUGUCAAGCUGCUGGGCCAGUUCAAAGAGUUCAUGGUAAAAUACAAUAAGGUCUACAGCAGCCAGGAGGAGGCAGACCGUCGUUUGCGUAUCUUCCAUGAGAACCUGAAGACUGCAGAGAAGAUCCAGUCUUUGGAUCAGGGCUCAGCAGAGUAUGGUGUCACCAAGUUCAGCGACCUAACCGAGGAAGAGUUUCGCUCUACUUACCUGAACCAACUACUGAGCCAGUGGACUCUUCACCAGCCAAUGAAACCGGCCUCUCCUGCACGAGGCCCCGCCCCUGACAGCUGGGAUUGGCGAGAACAUGGAGCUGUCAGUUCUGUUAAGAACCAGGGUAUGUGUGGAUCUUGCUGGGCAUUUUCUGUCACAGGCAACAUUGAAGGCCAGUGGUUUCUGAAAAAUGGAACAUUACUGUCAUUGUCUGAACAAGAGCUGGUUGACUGUGAUGGGCUGGACCAGGCGUGCAGAGGCGGGCUGCCAUCAAAUGCUUACGAAGCCAUUGAGAAGCUGGGUGGUCUGGAGUCAGAGAGUGACUACUCGUACACCGGGCACAAGCAGAGGUGUGACUUCACCAGCGGGAAGGUGGCCGCCUACAUCAACAGCUCUGUGGAGCUUUCUAAAGAUGAGAGAGAAAUUGCAGCUUGGCUGGCUGAGAACGGACCAAUCUCUGUUGCUCUGAAUGCCUUUGCCAUGCAGUUUUACAGGAAGGGUGUGUCUCAUCCUAUGAAGAUCUUCUGCAACCCCUGGAUGAUCGACCACGCUGUGCUGAUGGUGGGAUAUGGAGAACGUAAAGGUAUCCCAUUCUGGGCCAUCAAAAACAGCUGGGGGGAGGAUUAUGGAGAGCAGGGUUACUACUACCUAUACAGGGGGUCCAAUGCAUGUGGGAUCAACAAGAUGUGCUCAUCUGCUGUAGUCAACUAAACCACUAACACCACAUAUUUACACACACACACACACACACACACACACACACACACACACACACACACACACACACACACACACAACAUGCAACAGCUGACCACACUUUUACACUACUUACAUACACAUUUGAUCCAGAAUGCAUGAAGAUCAAAGUCAGACACAAACAUAGGUCCUCUUGACUUUCCCAUUCAGCCAGACUAGUGUUUCACCUUCCAUACCUCACACCUCAUGACAAUUUACCAAAAACUUGCCAGCUCUUAUAAAGCUAGUUUUGCUAAACUACUGAAAUUUUAGUCAUUUUAAAGAUUUUGUGUUUGCAUUUCAUUCCGUUAGUCCUGCAGGUCAUAAUGAAUUCCUUUUUUUUUAGAUGGUAUUGGUUUUAAGUUUGCUCAUCUUUCCUCACAGUAACUGAGCCCAUGUCUGAUAAAAAGGAUGCACUAAUAGUAGUUUAACUGCUGUCUUGUUAGUUCUCUUGAAUGUUUAGUUACCAGUGUUUGUGGUUAUGUUAUGUAGUAUUUGAGAUGGGGCUUUUGACAGAUGGGGGUUUUACCUUAUUGGUCUGCACAUUACUACAUAACUACAAUGCAACUGUAAUAACAGCAGUGAGACAGUGAGAAAUAAAUCAAGGUUCAAUAAAAAAGUGUGGAAUCCCA